AUGGGAUUUGUCAAAUCAUUUUAUUUUCAUAUUGAUCCUAGUGCAUUUAGUCCUUAUUAAAAGAAAAGAUGUAUGAUUUAAAUUUUAUAUUUCUUGAUGAAAUAGAAGAAAGUGAAGAAUAUUGAAUUUCAUUAUAUUGAUUUAUAUCAUGAAGUAACAUUAUAAUAUUUAGCUAAUUGUUUUUAAUUGAUUAAAGUAGAAUCAAUCAAUCUUUUAUAUUUUAAUGAUAAUAACUUAGCAUAAAUAAAUCGUAUUUUUCAGGGUAUAAACAAUUUGAAAAUUGAAAAAUAAACUUCCUCAAAUCUUAAUACUAAAUGGGAAGCUGACAAAAUUGAUCCGAAUGCAUCAGAUGAGAAAAUAAAUGAGAUCUAAUUUAUUGAAAAUCCUAAAAUAAAUACUGGAUGGUAAGCAGUACAAAAGAAUUAAUUUAUUAAAGACGAUUACAUUUAACUUUCUGCAGAGUAUUAAGCACUGAUUCCAAACGAUCUAAGAAGAUCAUUAAACCUCAAUAGAGGAAUUAGUGGUCUGAUUGUUAAUUAAUUAUCAAGAAUUGAGGAUAAUUAACAAAAUUUAUUAGUAUAAAUAGAAACAAAUGAAUAAAUAAUUAUUGAUGCAAAAAAUUAAAUUGACAGUAUAACGAAAAGAGAUCUAUACGCAUAAUCAGUUGGAAAUAUUUAAUUUUUGUUAAAAUUGUACGAUUAUUAUGAAGUUUGGAGCAAAUUGAAUUAAUAUUAAGCAACUAUUCAAACUUUUUGGUCGGUGCUGAAUGGGUCCUUAUAAAUUGUUUCUUUAAUUUAUUUGAAUAAUGAACCUAAUAUGUUUAUAUCUGCAUUAAUAGCCUUAACCGCAAUCAAUCCAAUAUUAUAGAUGUUAUCAUUUGCAGUAUUUUAAUAGCGUGUUUUUAAAAAUUUUUCACCUUUAAGAUAACUGUCUUAUAUUCUUUUAUUUGCAAUAUUUAACUUUUUAAAGAUUUGGGAUAUCGUUAUGAUUUGUUUAUUUUUAGCAGUAAGGCAAUUCGCUGAAGAUGUAAAGAGAGAGUUUAGUGGUUAAGGAUAUUUAAAGUUCAAGAGUUAUGCCUCAAAAUUUUCAGGUAGUAUAGCUACUUCAGUAUUUUAGAAUGAAAGAGUUUAAGCUGAUCCUAAUGAUAUUAAAUAAAUAUAAAAUUAGCCAUUUUAUGAGGCUGUAAUGUGGAGAACAAAUGUUGAAGAAGCUUUGAAUAAAAUUCCUUAGUUCUUUGUAUAUAUUUUAUCUUUAGCAUCUACUCAAUUAGAUGGUAUUUGGGUAUUUUCUUUUGGUCAACAAAUAAAAGAAGGUAUAUUUGCAGUAAAAGAUUUAUUAGAAGUUGUUAUUAAAGACUAUUUUAUUCCAGCUUUAAUUUUAAGUACAGUUUCAGUGGAUUAAUUUUUUUAAUCUAUGUUGUAUUUGAGCUCAAUAUCAAAUUAAAUAUUAUUGGAAUAUCCUAAAUCUUUUUAAAUUGUGUCAAAAGUAAAAUAACAAUACUUAAAAGAAAAAUUUACUUUUAAAAUUAAUGUGAAAACUUUAAAUUUUACUAAUUAUGGAGAUUUAAAAAAAUAGAAGUUAUUAGCAUAAUUUAGGUAUGUUCUAGCUUCAAUAAAUACUAUUUUAGAAAUUGAUUAAGCAUAAAGAUUGUUUUGUAUGGGAGCUGAACUAAAUGAUUUAAUAAGAUGUUUAAAAGUGAGUCCAUUGUAUUAAAUAAAGUUGAAUUAUUAUUUGGAUGAAGUAAAACCUGAACAUAUUCCUCACAUUAAUGNUAAUCAUAUUAAAUCUCAUCAAAAUUAGUUAUUCUAAUGA
This is a messenger RNA of Paramecium pentaurelia, 1812 nucleotides long. Lineage: Eukaryota; Ciliophora; Oligohymenophorea; Peniculida; Parameciidae. The record is from the annotation of a GenBank genome assembly.